Messenger RNA from Talaromyces marneffei, 3939 nucleotides. RefSeq lists its product as uncharacterized. Gene Ontology annotation, cellular component: TORC2 complex. The transcript is spliced from 3 exons. Lineage: Eukaryota; Fungi; Ascomycota; Eurotiomycetes; Eurotiales; Trichocomaceae. Bases 1 to 3939 code for a protein of 1312 amino acids. The record is from RefSeq and is a predicted model, not a curated record. Gene Ontology annotation, biological process: TORC2 signaling.
AUGGCGUCUGCGUACAAUACCGGGAACUCGGCGACACCAACUCAGUCUCGAGCACUUGGUGCUGACGGCAAGCCAGUGUCCAGAAGCCAUGACGAUGGAGGGGCGGCCGUCCCAGCAGCCAGCUGGAACGAUGCUGCUUCACGGUCAACCCGUAACGGGCGCUCCGCAUCUGGUGGGAGCUCUAUGAGCACUCGCGGCGGAGCUUCAAUUGCACCAUCAGCGCAACCGGGGAGUUUCAGCUUGGAGUUGAAGAGUAUGCAGAAUUUCCGCAGUGCGACUCCCCGUCAAGAUGCAGUAUCCCCAUUUCCGCGACUGUCGAAUACCAUGGAGGAGGACGAGCCCGAGGCCGAUACGACCGAACAGCGUCAGGCUGCCAUCCGAGAUAGGAUAGCGAAGGAAAUGAAAAUAAAAGUUGGAACUGAGAAUAUGCUGGAAGCGUUGUUGACCAAAAGUGCAAAACAGACCAGAGAUCAAAGGCUUCGAGUCGAGUCGGAGCUGAGCUCGUCAAACAGGAAGCUUGCAGAGCUCAGACAGGAAUUAGAGGACGAAUUGAUGCGGUCACAGACCCCUUCAACACCACAACGUAGUCGACUAUCUGCCCUGUUUCGCGGAAGCCCGAUGCGAUCUCCGUCCCGUGCUACAGAUUCUGCGGAUGACGACAUGGAGGAUGCAGAUGGAGAAACGGAGUCGCCGACUUAUGUUCUAGCAGAGACACUACAAGCUUUGGAGUUAGAAGGAAUGGCGCCGGAUUAUUAUAUUGAAAGGGCAAACAGCCUGGUCGAACUAUUCAAACGCCACCCAACAUUGAAAUACGACCUCGAGUGGUCAGUGUUUGGACAACGAGUGCAGAUGAUGCUUUUGAGUGAUAGCAGAGAAGUAGUAGCGGCAGGUUACCGCUUAACCCGAUACGCUAUAGCAGACAGGGCUUCAAUCAGAACGAUACGCCGUCUUCAUACAGAUGAACUAGUCACUUUAUCACUGGUCAAGGAGAGCAAAGCGAGUAUUGAGAGAGAGCAGGCUCUAAAAUUUAUCAGGGCUUUUCUGGAUGUCAAGGAUGGUGUACAUGAAAUUUCGAGAGCAGUGGUUCGAACUAUCGUUUCUAUUGCUGAACACCAUGAGGAUAGAUUACGAAACAUAUCCAUCAUGACCUUGGCCGAGAUUAUGGUCAAAGACCCAGGCUUGAUCGCAUAUGCUGGCGGGAUUGGACCGCUUCACGAUACUCUAGCGGAGGGAACCUUCAGCGCAUCUGAAAGUCUGAUAGGAAGCUUCUUACACAUUAUGGACACUCCGCAUAGGCGACAAUAUCUUCAUGGUGGUCGCGAACUUGAAGCAGUCCUUACUCCAUUCACCGACUCAUUCUCGGACACUGUACGAUCAGGGCGUCUGAAAUGCUCAGCAAAAGCGAUUUCGGCCAUGCUAAAGACCUGGCCCGGCUUGCUUGUACUUGCACGAGACAAGUCGAAGCCACUUUCGUCGUUAUUGGAGUCGCUCAAUUACCCUGAUCCAAACGCUAGGGACCUCAUAUUAGAGCUUCUUUUCGAAGCACUUCAGAUCAAGCCGCCUUCCUGGUCCUCGUCAUUUCUCGCCGGCAGACGCCUAACGACAUAUGGCAGAGUGACCAAUCUUCGAUCAGAGUCGGAUAGCAAGCAGUUACGUAUCUUUCAGGAAAAUGAUAAAAACAGAUUCGACCUGACAGCACAUUUCUCAGCCUUGGUUCUGGCGACCUUGCUUGAGGCUGGUCUAGUCAAAGCUUUAUCAGGUCUCAUUGAAGUGGAGAACAAUCAGUCCUUAAAACGAAAGUCCACUUUGCUUCUUACAGAGGUGCUGAAGCUAGCUCAGCACUCUUUACCACGGUCCGUCAGCUUUAGUCUUCAGGUUCUCCCUUCUCUACUCCCAGCAGCCAUCAAAUAUGACGUUGAAAAUCACGAAAUAUCGACUUCAACUAUCUACCAGAUUGAAAGCAUCAAUCGAAUUCUAGCGCGAUCUGGCUCGCUUACAGCCACAUCGGGAAGAUAUGCUGUUGUCGAUGAAGAUAUCUCUGCUUCGCUUUUAUCUGGGGAGCCAGCCAAAAAUAGGCUCAACCCGGCAAUGGACGAAGCGUCAUUCAGAAAUCAUAUCCUUGAGACGCAGGUCCUGAACACCGUGAACUAUGUCAAAUGGAAAUGGGAUCUCAUCCUUCGAAUUAUCGAAGGUCCAUUAACAAACCCAAAGAGACUCGAAGAAGCCAUCAAGGGCUCGAAGUUUAUGAAGCGCUUGAUUGGGUUCUAUCGACCAUUCAAAUAUAGGUUUUGUGUGAUACCAAACACGAAGCCUAAUCAGCGUUAUGUCCGAACAGGUUGCGCCUUAUUACGGACUCUGAUGCAAACGCCAGAAGGAAUCAAGUACCUUGCUGAAAACAAAUUGCUCCGUCAAAUUGCAGAAUGUCUUGCGCAGGUUGACCGUAUGAGCGGGCUCACCUCGGCGUCGCCUCUAUUUUCUAGAGAACAGAUGGCAAGUACUUUGAGUGGUGGCUACUUUGCCCUCCUCGGUGUCUUGAGCAGCGAUACAAAAGGCCUUUCGAUGAUGGAACGAUGGCAUAUGACUAAUAUGUUCUAUCAUAUAAUCGAGCUGAAAGACCGGGCUGAUCUCAUCCAGGCUCUUCUUGGAAACAUGGAUUUCACUUUGGAAAGUCAUCUUAGAGUGCUUUUAUCUAAGGCACUCACUGCAGGCAGCAAAGACAUUCGACUCUUUGCAACUAAGCUUCUCCGCAAGUACGCCGUCGGUCAUCAUCUGGCUGUCAACAAUGUUGUCUGGGUUGUCCGAAUGCUUGUAACGCAGCUAUACGAUCCUGAUAUUUCCGUUUGCGAGGUCGCUGUGAAAAUCCUAGAAGAAGCUUGCAAUCAGCGAGAGUAUCUGGAGUACGUUGUCAAAUGUCGACCAUCACUUGAUCAUCUUGGAGAGAUUGGAGCUCCGCUUCUUCUUCGAUUUCUCUCAACUUCCGUCGGCUACCAUUACUUGGAUGGACUGGACUAUAUUACGCAAGAAAUGGAUGAUUGGUUCCUUGGGAGAAAUGAUGCAUAUGUUGCACUCGUCGAAGCUUCACUUUCGCGCGCUUACGUCGAUCAUCCUCGACGGCAGACAUCAUCAUUUGCACCUGAUGACAUUGUUGAGAUGCAGGAUAUCGGGGUCGUACCGCCGCAUUUCUACCGAGAACUAGCUCGUACAUCCGAAGGAUGCAAAUUGCUUGAACACUCCGGCCAUUUCCUUGAAUUUGCGAGCACCAUACGAGAUUUUGAUCUGAGCGAAGAAGAUCCCGAGGCCCUUUUGAAAGUGAAAGGGUGUUUGUGGGCUGUAGGAAAUGUCGGCUCCAUGGAACUUGGGGCGCCGUUCUUGGAGGAGACUGAAAUUGUGCAGGAUAUUGUCAAUAUUGCCGAGCAGGCUGAUGUGAUUACGAUGAGAGGUACCGCAUUCUUUGUUUUGGGUCUCAUAUCGCGCAGUCAACAUGGGUUGGAAAUGGUUUAUGAGGCAGGAUGGGACGCCGCUGUUGACGACCGUGGUGGUUCUCUGGGACUUUGUUUGCCGCGGCGUCUAGAGAAGCUGUACCACCUCUCAUGUGUCCCCCACAAACGCGACCAGGAACUCAAACGCCUAUCACAAGAAAUAUUCAAAAACGCAGCGACCGACACCGACCCAAUCAAUCAGCGUAUCUUGAAACUGAUCGUCGAUAUGGGAAAUACCGUCUUGUCCAAGCGAGCAGCCAACGACCUGCAUGGUAUCAAGGCCAAACACCCCGAGCAAUUCCGCCAAGUAGAACUCUUCCAAAAGACACUAACCAUCCUCGAAAGCCAUCAUUUCAGAUUACCUGCUCGCCGGUUCGCCUUAGAUCUGUUUGAUAAAAGCGUCAUGAGACGGGUGGUCCUCGAAGAGGACGAAGAUUCGUAUUCUGAGUCAGAUUCGUAG